AUGGCCGAAUUAGCAACCGAGAUAGGCGCAAAUAUCGGGUUUGGUCGCGCGACUGGUAUUGACUCGGAUGGCGAUGCUAUCAAGUCAGUGACCUAUGUUCCAAGGGGCGACAGCUCUGCAAGCAUCACCGUCCCAGCGACAGACGUAGUCCUCUGCGUAGGGCCUGGACUCGCCAUCUCUAUCCAGCAGCGCCCAUCGUCGGUCUGCGACAACACCGUGAUCUCGCUCGCAAGAUCCGGUGUCCAUCGCGCCGAAUACGCCACAGCCGAAAUCUUCACCAGGCCCAAUAACACGGUCUGGGCAGCAGGCGAUCCUGACGACACGGCUUCAACUGAGCUACCGCUGACGGCCGAUGUUGUAAUACCAGACCGCGAAACCUACGAUAACAUUAUUGCCCAUGUAGGCGCUAUGUCGGAUGAGUUGUGGACCAGUGAAGUUGUCUCGCGGCAGGAUUGUUACUUGCCCGAUGUCGAGGGUGAUGUUCCCGGGCCUAUCCCGGGUCCAACGGCGGUGAAAGGGCUCUGGAUUGCUGCGGGGCAUAGCUGUUGGCGUAUUCAGAUUGCGCCAGGCGAUCAGUGCAGAUGUAUCCGUAGAUGA
Fusarium odoratissimum NRRL 54006 is the source of this 597-nucleotide messenger RNA. RefSeq lists its product as uncharacterized. The coding region runs from base 1 to 597 and encodes 198 amino acids. NCBI's taxonomy places the organism in Eukaryota, Fungi, Ascomycota, Sordariomycetes, Hypocreales, Nectriaceae. The transcript has 2 exons. Gene Ontology annotation, molecular function: oxidoreductase activity. The record is from RefSeq and is a predicted model, not a curated record.